CAUUCCGUGCAUGAUGUAAUGUGAACAUAACCAAAAAAAAUCUUAUAAAAAAAUAUUUAUUGUUUAUAAAGGGAGAUGUAAGGAGGAACGUUGUUUAAAUUAUAUCAAGCAAAUUCGAUGGCUCGUGUUUUGAGAUGGGACAUCGCGCUGCGUGUCAAGUUGGAGCUAGUCGUAGUUUGAAUCGGGAAUCUGUUCCAAAAUCAGAUUUCUAAGAGGGAUAACAAUGGCGAAUGACAUAAUAAUAAGAGGCAAGGACAGAUUACAAGAGAUUAGUAUGAAAUUGGAACAGAGUCACUUGGUGUAUCUGCAAACGGAUGAUAGCCCUUUAAAGCUACAGCAACGACAUAAAUUGGAAGGCUUCAUAAAAGAAUAUCUUUGUCUGGUACCCAAUGAGAAUAAAUAUGUAUUUCAAGAAACGGCGGAUAUUUUACACAGAUCAGCAGCGACAGUGACAGAUUUCAGUGGCUAUAGAGCAGCGACAGCUUGGAGUGCAAUUUCCUUGUACGCAGCUAAUUUACUGGCUCAGCCUUGGCGAAAGGAAUAUAGAAUAGUGAGGACAUACAGCGGCUAUUACAAACACGAAGUAGAAGCAAAUUUAAUAGGUGCCGAGUUGAUGUUUGAGCAGAUGGGCUACAAGCACACUGGUUUAGGUGUACUGACUUUGGAGGGGCCGAUCGAUCCUGAUAAAGUUUCAAAUGUCAGUAGGGAUGCUAUCGUAGCUUUUGUGGAAUGUCAGAUUUUAAAGCAGAUAUGGGAAAGUGUGUCACAGAAAUACACAAUCUCUUGGUUGGAAGUGUUGGAAUUUCGUGAGAAUCAUGUUGGUACGCCGGAGCAAGCCAUUCGAGCGCUAAGUUAUCGUUUCCUUGAGAAGCUGCAUCAGAAUCGCGUAAAGGUCGAUAGUUGCAAGGAUUACUAUCCACAUCAAACGGGCAUAGACGUCGUGCCUUUACAUCCACCUUAUCAUCACAUCGUGCAUGCCAAUUACAACGCAACGAUACCGUCAACCUGUCAAAUGGAUUAUCGGCACAUCGAUGAUACGACGAACAUGGCGGUACCGACUAAUUAUCGAUUCUAUCAACCAGUCAAUCAUGGUUUCAUUAAUUGUUGCACUAGCUACGGUUGUUUGCCCUCUCAUGGAAACAAGUUUUAUGGUAAUAGUACGCAACCGAAUCCAUAUUGCGCCACAUUACCAGCGUACGCAGCCCGUGUGCCGACUGGCAGACUGAUAGAACUCGAUGUACCGGCAUCCGUGGCGAAUUAUGACAAAACGCACGCUCUUCGUAAAUCCAUGUCCCAUCGGUUAUCGGACUUGGACGAGGUAGACUUUUACAAACGGCAAUCGAGCGACGGGGAUCAAUACGAAUACGAUCGUAAAAACGAUAGAAAAACUAGCAGAUCGAAUUCCAGCACCGGUAGAGACGGUUAUGAUACGUGGGAGUUUGUAUAUAGAAAUCUUGAGAGCUUGGGCUACUACAAGGAUCUCGAUGAUCGAGACAACGUGUUACAGCAUAAGAAGGAACUGGAUUCUAUUCGCAACAAGCACAAGACGCUUAGGCAAACGGAGAACGAAGACAAGUACAACGCGCCAAGAUUGGAAAAGAAAAAAAGCGGUAGUAGGAUCGAAAUGAACGAAGCGAUCGAUUCGUCCGAGACAAAUGGUAAAAAUCAUCAGGAUAUUUUGCCUUUCAAGAAAAAAUCCUCGUCCUUUGAUUUGUCGGAUUCAAAUAGAUGUAAUAUCGAUACAUAUAACAGAGAUAAAAAGCACAACAGUCAAACUUUACCGAUUCCACGCACGCACAAAUCCUCGGAUCAGAUAGCGAAGAUCGCGGAUUCCUUAAAAAAUCUCGAUGUUACACAAAUGAGUAAGCAAAAGAAGGAAGAGGAGAAGGACGAAAAGAGAUGGAAUUGCGCUACGUGCACCUACUUAAAUAUGCCUGAUCGAGACAUCUGCGAAAUGUGCGCCAAAUCGAGGUGCAAAGGAAACGAGGACAAGCCGCUCGCCAGCGGCGGCAAGGAAUGUCCAAAAUGCACGCUGGUAAACGAGAAAAAUGUUUCUAUCUGUGAUGCUUGCAAUACCAGUUUGAAGGAUUCUCCGACCUACAUAUAGACAGACUGAAUUGACUAAAAUUUUUUGCUAAAGGAUUCUUACAAUUUUCCGCGAUUUGCACAAAGGUAUCAUAUUGUGUGUAAGAUAUAAAAUUAUUGAUCGAAUGAAUUAUACGUACAAUACGAGUCUUUUUCAACAACCUAAAGUGAAACGUGAAUACAGAAACUUGGUAUGUUAAUAACACAUAUCGAAUCCUGAUCUGUGUAGAAAAGGGUGGUACAAAAAUAUUUAUUUAAAAUUAUCUUAUGCAGAAUAAGAGGAAAAUCUUGUAAUACAAUAAGAUUUUUCUUUUAAUA
This is a messenger RNA of Solenopsis invicta (red fire ant), 2403 nucleotides long. It is a transcript of the gene tamo, whose product is annotated as protein tamozhennic. The record is from RefSeq and is a predicted model, not a curated record. The transcript has 6 exons. The coding region runs from base 224 to 2107 and encodes 627 amino acids. Gene Ontology annotation, cellular component: cytoplasm. Lineage: Eukaryota; Metazoa; Arthropoda; Insecta; Hymenoptera; Formicidae.